Yarrowia lipolytica CLIB122 is the source of this 1491-nucleotide messenger RNA. RefSeq lists its product as uncharacterized. Lineage: Eukaryota; Fungi; Ascomycota; Dipodascomycetes; Dipodascales. The record is from RefSeq and is a predicted model, not a curated record. Gene Ontology annotation, molecular function: flavin adenine dinucleotide binding; NADP binding; N,N-dimethylaniline monooxygenase activity.
AUGACUGAGCUCUACUCUCACUCUCUCAUUGUCGGCGCAGGCUUCUCUGGCGUGGCCACUGCAAUCAAGCACAUCAAGGAGUGGAACAACCCCGACUUCCACAUCUACGACAGAGACUCGGCCUUUGGAGGCACCUGGAAGGCCAAUACCUAUCCUGGCUGUGCCUCGGACGUUCCUGCCAUCUUUUAUUGCCUUACCUCAGACCCCAAGAUUGAUUGGAGCCACAUGUACCCCUUCCAGAACGAGCUGUUCCAGUACUUUCAGGAUGUUGCCACCAAGUACGGACUUCCCGACAAGAGCACUCUCAACACCGAAAUUGUGGAGAUGCGAUGGAACGAGAAAACCAAGGAAUAUACCACAACUCUACGAAACGUCAAGACUGGAAACACCCACACUCACCGAUCCAAGGUGGUGUUUGUGGGCCGAGGAUGUCUCGUGGCCCCUAACAAGCUUAACCUGCCUGGUCUCGAGACCUUUAAGGGACCCGUCAUGCACACUGCCCAAUGGGACCAUAAGAACUCCAUUGUCAACAAGAACGUGGUUGUUGUUGGCCACGGUUGCUCUGCUGUGCAGGUUGUGUCUGAUAUUGCACCAAAGUGUAAGACCCUGACCCAGUUUGCCCGGUCUCCACAGUGGAUUAUUCCUCGAAUCGAAAAGAUUCUUCAUCCUGGCUUCAUGAAGUUCCUAUCUUACAUUCCAGGAGCAGUCCAACUAACUCGGCUGGUGCUCUUCUUCCUGCUCGAGUACUCGUGGACCAUGUUCUCUGGAGCUUGGUGGUCAAAGCUUGACAACAGAAUCAAGUCCACUCUGACAUCCAGAUGGAUGCGAUCUAAAGUGCCCGCCAAAUAUCAUGACGUCAUUGUGCCCAAGUUCUCCAUGGGCUGCAAGCGAACCAUCUUUGAUCCCGGUUACCUCAAGCAGCUGUGGCUUCCCACCAUGGAAUUGUCCUUUGACCCUAUUGUCAAGGUCAAGGAGCAUUCAGUGGUGUCCCGAAACGGCCUCGAGUACCAGGCCGACGUCAUUAUCGACGCCACUGGCUUUGAUAUCCCUAAGUCAAUCUCAGGACUCAAGGUCAUUGGAGAGAAUGGAAUCGAACUGGACCAGUUUUGGAACGGAAGAGUGUCUGCAUACGAGACCGUCCAAGUGCCUAACUUCCCCAACCUCUUUUUCAUCUUCGGACCCAACGCCUUGACCGGUCACAACUCAGUCACCUUUGCUAUCGACAAUUCUCUGGUCUAUGUUGACAAGGUUGCCAGAGAUCUUGUGUCUGGUAAGCCCAACUGCACGUACGUGUCAGUGUCCGAGGAGGCCUACGACAAGUGGGUUGACGACGUCCAGGAGGCCACUUCUAAGACCACCUUUGGAUCGGGAGGCUGUGCUUCCUGGUACCUCGGUGCCAACAAAUACAACGGCACCACCUAUCCCUGGACUCAGAUUCGAGCUUGGUGGCACUCGCAUUUUCCCAACCAGAAAGAUAUCAUCCGACAUUAA